AUGGCUGAUGUAGAAAAGCAAAAUGAUGACUCAAUAGAAGAAGAAGAAGACGAAGAUGAAGAUGAAGACGAAGACGAAGACGAAGAAGAACAAUAUCAAACGAAUGAAGACAAUAUAUCAUCAUUGAUCGAACAAAUAUACGAACAACUAAUUCUUAUGCGUCAAGAUAACCUUGAAUUGACAGAACAAUUAACAUCUCUUUACGAUGAUCUAUGCUAUCUUCGUCAAACGCUUACAAAUCCUCAAACAAACUCCAGUAGAGAUAUAACAGGUAUAACAAUUCAUAUCAAUCCUCCAACAUCAACUUAUUUUCAUCCAAAACAACGUUCAGACAGUGAACCAAAUAUUUUAGCUGAUCGUUUACGUCUAGUAAAAAUAUUAGAUGAUUUACAAUAA
Molecule: messenger RNA, 396 nt
Organism: Rotaria sp. Silwood2
Lineage: Eukaryota; Metazoa; Rotifera; Eurotatoria; Philodinida; Philodinidae
Source: the annotation of a GenBank genome assembly